GGGGCGGUGGCCCAGCGGCGGGAGAUUCAAACCUGGAAGGAGGAACAUGGAGGGGAGAGGAGCUGGCCCUGGCCGGGCGGCCUACGAACGCCUCACAGCUGAGGAGAUGGAUGAGCAGAGGCGGCAGAACCUUGCCUAUCAGUACCUAUGCCGGCUGGAGGAAGCCAAGCGCUGGAUGGAGGCCUGCCUGAAGGAGGAGCUUCCUUCCCCGGUGGAGCUGGAGGAGAGCCUCCGGAACGGGGUGCUGCUAGCCAAGCUGGGCCACUGCUUCGCACCCUCUGUGGUUCCUGUGAGGAAGAUCUAUGACGUGGAGCAGCUGCGAUACCAGGCAACUGGCUUGCAUUUCCGCCACACGGACAACAUCAAUUUUUGGCUGUCUGCAAUAGCUCACAUCGGCCUGCCUUCGACCUUCUUCCCAGAGACCACGGACAUCUAUGAUAAGAAGAACAUGCCCCGGGUGAUCUACUGCAUCCAUGCGCUCAGUCUCUUCCUCUUCCGGCUGGGGCUGGCCCCUCAGAUACACGACCUGUACGGCAAGGUGAAGUUCACAGCCGAGGAACUCAGCAACAUCGCCUCUGAGCUGGCCAAGUACGGCCUCCAGCUGCCGGCCUUCAGCAAGAUCGGGGGCAUCCUGGCCAGCGAGCUCUCCGUGGAUGAGGCUGCAGUCCACGCAGCUGUCCUGGCCAUCAAUGAGGCGGUGGAGCGAGGGGUGGUCGAGGACACCCUGGCUGCCUUGCAGAAUCCCAACGCUCUUCUGGGGAAUCUUCGAGAGCCCCUGGCAGCCAUCUACCAGGAGCUGCUGGCCCAGGCCAAGAUGGAGAAGGCUGCCAGUGCCAGGCACCACGAUGAUGGAGGAAGCCCGGACAUCUAUGACCACUACCUGACUCAGGCUGAAAUCCAGGGCAACAUCAACCAUGUCAAUGUUCAUGGGGCUCUAGAAGUUGUCGAUGAUGCCCUGGAAAGACAGAGCCCUGAGGCCCUGCUUGAGGCCCUUCAAGACCCUGCCCUGGCCCUGCGAGGGGUGAGGAGAGACUUUGCCGACUGGUACCUGGAGCAGCUGAGCACAGACAGAGAGCAGAAGGCACAGGAGCUGGGCCAGGUGGAACUUCUGGAAAAGGAGGAGGUCCAGGCUGGUGUGGCUGCAGCCAACAUGAGGGGUGAUCAGGAGCAAGCCAUGCUCCAGGCCGUGCUGCGGAUCAACAGAGCUAUCCGGAGGGGUGUGGCAGCUGACACGGUGAAGGAGCUGAUGUGCCCCGAAGCCCAGCUGCCCCCGGUGUACCCGUUUGCCUCAGCUACGUACCAGCAGGAGCUGGCGGUGCUCCAGCAGCAGCAGCAGGGGGAGCUCGGCCAGGAGGAGCUCUUUGUGGCUGUGGAGAUGCUCUCGGCCGUGGCCCUGAUUAACCGGGCCCUGGAGGCCAGGGAUGUCAGUGGCUUUUGGAACAACUUGCGGAGCCCCGCUGCAGGCCUGGCCGAAGUGGAAGGAGAAAAUGCUCAGCGUUACUUUGAUGCCCUGGUGGAGCUGCGACAGGUGCGUGGAGCAGACGGGGCCUUCCUGAGCUGGAACGACCUGCAGGCCGCUGUGAGCCAGGUCAAUGCUCAGGCCCAGGAAGAGACCGAUCAGAUCCUUGCUGUCAGCCUCAUCAACGAGGCUCUGGACCAGGGCAGCCCUGAGAAGACCCUCUCCGCCCUGCUGCUCCCCGCGGCUGGCCUAGACAACGUCAGCCUCCCUGUCGCCCCUCGGUACCAUCUUCUCCUCGUGGCAGCCAAAAGGCGGAAAGCCCAGGUGACAGGGGACCCCGGGGCGGUGCUGUGGCUGGAGGAGAUCCGCCAGGGAGUGGUCAGAGCCAACCAGGACACGGACAUAGCCCAGAGAAUGGCUCUUGGGGUGGCCGCUAUCAACCAGGCCAUCAAGGAGGGCAAGGCGGCCCAGACGGAGCGGGUGUUGAGGAACCCCGCCGUGGCGCUCCGAGGGGUGGUUUCUGGCUGUGCCGACAGCUACCAGCAAGCCCUGGAAGAUGCCAUGGCAAAGAAGCGGCAUCCAGGGAACACAGCCUUCUGGGUUCGGCAUGGCAUGAAGGAUGGUGCCGCCUACUACUUCCAUCUGCAGACCUUCCAGGGGACCUGGGAGCCACCUGCCAACUGCCACCUUAACGCCUCCCACCUGACUCGGGAGGAGAUCCAGUCGGCUGUCACCAAGGUCACUGCUGCCCAUGACCGCCAACAGCUCUGGAAGGCCAACGUCGGCUUCGUCAUCCAGCUCCAGGCCCGCCUCCGCGGCUUCCUCGUUCGGCAGAGGUUUGCCGAGCGCUCCCACUUCCUGAGGACCUGGCUCCCGGCCGUCCUCAAGAUCCAGAGUCACUGGCGGGGGGUGGGACAGCGGAAGGCUUACCUGGAGCGGCUGCAGUGUUUUAAAGCAAACCUGGAUGCCGUAAUCAAGAUCCAGGCCUGGGUCCGGAUGUGGGCAGCUCGGAGGCGCUACCUGAGGCGUCUGCACUACUUCCAGGAGAAUGUUGACUCUGUGGUGAAGAUCCAGGCAUUUUUCAGGGCCAGGAAGGCCCGGGAUGACUACAGGAUGUUAGUGCACGCGCCCCACCCCCCGCUCAGCGUGGUGCGCAGGUUCGCCCACCUCUUGAACCAGAGCCAGGAGGACUUCAUGGCUGAGGCAGAGUUGCUCAGGCUGCAGGAGGAGGUGGUCAGGAAGAUCCGAUCCAAUCAGCAGCUGGAGCAAGAUCUCAACCUCAUGGACAUCAAGAUCGGUUUGCUGGUGAAGAACCGAAUCACCCUGCAGGAGGUGGUCUCCCACUGCAAGAAGCUGACCAGGAAGAAUAAGGAACAGCUGUCGGAUAUGAUGGUUCUGGACAAGCACAAGGGACUGAAGUCGCUGAGCAAAGAGAAACGGCAGAAGCUAGAAGCAUACCAACACCUCUUCUACCUGCUCCAGACUCAGCCCGUCUACCUGGCCAAGCUGAUCUUUCAGAUGCCACAGAACAAAAGCACCAAGUUCAUGGAGGCUGUGAUUUUCAGUCUGUACAACUACGCCUCCAACCGCCGAGAGGCCUAUCUCCUGCUCCAGCUCUUCAAGACGGCGCUCCGGGAGGAGAUCCAAUCCAAGGUAGAGCAGCCCCAGGACGUGGUGACGGGCAACCCCACAGUGGUGAGGCUGGUGGUGAGAUUCUACCGUAAUGAGCGGGGACAGAGCGCUCUGCGGGAGAUCCUGGGCAAGGUUAUCCAGGAUGUGCUGGAGGACAAGGUGCUCAGCGUCCACACAGACCCCGUCCACCUCUACAAGAGCUGGGUCAACCAGACAGAGGCCCAGACAGGGCAGCGCAGCCAUCUCCCCUAUGACGUCACCCCGGAGCAGGCCUUGAGCCACCCCGAGGUCCAGAGGCGACUGGACAUCUCUCUGCGCAGCCUCCUCGCCAUGACGGACAAGUUCCUCGUAGCCAUCACCUCCUCUGUGGACCAGAUCCCGUACGGGAUGCGGUACGUGGCCAAGGUCCUGAAGACGGCUCUCACAGAGAAGUUCCCCGACGCCAAGGAGAGCGAGGUCUACAAGGUGGUGGGGAACCUCCUGUACUACCGCUUUCUGAACCCAGCCGUGGUGGCCCCCGACGCCUUCGACAUCGUGGCCAUGGCAGCAGGCGGUGCCCUGGCCGCCCCCCAGCGCCACACCCUGGGGGCUGUGGCUCAGCUCCUGCAGCAUGCCGCGGCCGGCAAGGCCUUCUCUGGGGAGAGCCAGCACCUGCGGGUCCUGAACGACUACCUGGAGGAGACGCACCUCAAGUUCAGGAAGUUCAUCUGCAGGGCCUGCCAGGUGCCAGAGCCCGAGGAGCGUUUCGCCAUGAACGAGUAUUCAGACAUGGUGGCUGUGGCCAAGCCCGUGGUGUACAUCACUGUGGGGGAGCUGGUCAACACGCACCAGCUACUGCUGGAGCACCAGGACUGGAUUGCUCCUGACCACCGCGACCCCCUGCAUGAGCUCCUGGAGGACCUCGGGGAGCUGCCCGCCGUGGCUGACCUCGUCGGGGAGAGCGUGGCUGCAGACGGGCACGUGGAUCUGAGCAAGCUGGAAGUGUCCCUGACCCUCACCAGCAAGUUUGAAGGGCUGGAGGCAGACACCGACGACACCAGUGCCCGGAGCCUGCUCCUGAGUACCAAGCAGAUGCUGGCCGAUAUCCUGCAGUGCCACCCUGGGGACUCCCUCCAGGAGGUCCUGUCCCUCUCGGCUUCCAGAGAGCAGGAAGCAGCCCACAAGCGGCUGAUGUGCCAUCGCCAGGCCUGGGAGGCCCAGACCACGGAGCCGACCCUGCGCCGCCUCGAGAGCCUAGGGUUGGUCAGUGCCCACGACGGCUACCAGGGGCUAGUGGACCAGCUGGCCAAGGACAUCCGCAGCCAGCGCAGGCACCGGCAGCGGCGGAAGGCCGAGCUGCGGAAGCUCCAGGCCACCUUCCAGGGCCUGUGCUCCAAGACCACCUUCUACGAGGAGCAGGGCGACUACUACAGCCAGUACAUCCGGGCCUGCCUGGACCACUUGGCCCCCCGCUCCAAGAACUCUGGGAAGGGGAAGAAGCAGCCUUCUCUCCAUUACACUGCCGCCCAGCUCCUGGAAAAGGGCGUCCUGGUGGAAAUUGAAGACCUUCCCGCCUCGCACUUCCGAAACGUCAUCUUUGACAUCACCCCUGGAGAUGAGGCAGGACAGUUUGAAGUAAAGGCCAGGUUCCUGGGUGUGGACAUGGAGCGAUUUCAGCUUCACUAUCAGGACCUCCUACAGCUGCAGUAUGAGGGUGUGGCCGUCAUGAAGCUCUUCAGCAAGGCCAAGGUCAACGUCAACCUUCUCAUCUUCCUCCUCAACAAGAAGUUCUUGCAGAAGUGAAAGAGGUGGGAGCUGCCCAAGCCCCUCAUACCUCCGGAUGCUUUUCUAUUUCUUUUUUUUUUUUUUUUUUAAGUUUUGCUGUGGGGCUUGUUUGCUCACUGAAGAGACAGAGAAAGAGAGAGAAAGUGAGAAGU
Molecule: messenger RNA, 5007 nt
Organism: Tupaia belangeri chinensis (Chinese tree shrew)
Lineage: Eukaryota; Metazoa; Chordata; Mammalia; Scandentia; Tupaiidae
Gene: IQGAP3
Product: IQ motif containing GTPase activating protein 3
Exons: 39
Coding region: 47-4873 (1608 amino acids)
Biological process (GO): mitotic actomyosin contractile ring assembly actin filament organization; regulation of GTPase activity
Cellular component (GO): cell cortex
Molecular function (GO): calmodulin binding; GTPase activator activity; actin filament binding
Source: RefSeq, a predicted model, not a curated record